AUGUCUAAUACAUCAUCACGAGCCUCCGCGCUCCUCCACAAAAGAUUCGCCGCCCAUCGACCACGGUUAUUAGCAUGUCCACGAUGCUCUGAUACCGCGCCAUACCUCCCUACGUUGUUAAUAGCACCAUCAAGUAAUGCUUCAGUACGGCGGAACCAGUCCGGCUGGGCAGCUGCUGUUGCGGCGGCCCAGAAUGUGUACAGCCACGCAACAGCUUCGAAUGCAGACAAUCCUAUCGGGAUCGAUCCAUUCAGGACAGUGGCAAAAGAGCUGAAGUUCCUUGCGCAGAAUGUGAGAGGUCUUCUAGGGUCAGGGCAUCCAAUGCUGGACACGGUAUCGAAGUACUACACACAAUCUGAAGGGAAAUACGUACGGCCAACACUGGUAUUGCUGAUGUCGCGUGCUACCGCGCUCACGCCGAAGGCCUCAAGGAACGUUCUGCAGCAGCAGAGCAAGAUCGAUCAACCUAUCACCUCACCAUCCAUUCUUUCAGACCGGAAUCCAGAUGCACCGGGCUAUAGGCCGCUUACGGCAUCUGACAGCGACGCGAACUAUACGUAUGCUAGCGCGGGUACUGAUAUCCUGCCUUCGCAAAGGAGGCUGGCAGAGAUUACUGAGCUGAUUCAUACGGCGUCAUUGCUUCAUGACGAUGUAAUUGACCACUCCGAGGCGCGACGAGGAGCUCCCUCGGCAAACAUUAAGUUUGGCAACAAGAUGGCGGUCCUGGCAGGGGACUUUCUGCUCGGCAGAGCCUCCGUAGCCUUGGCCAGACUGCGCGAUCCUGAGGUCACGGAGCUCCUCGCAACUGUUAUUGCCAAUUUGGUCGAAGGCGAAUUCAUGCAGUUGAAGAAUACUGCAAAAGAUGAGAAGCAUCCGGUCUGGACCGAAGACACGAUUACUUACUACCUCCAAAAGACGUACCUCAAGUCUGCGAGCUUAAUCAGCAAAUCAUGCAGAGCGGCAGCACUGCUAGGGCAGAGCGGUCCAGAAGUUGUCGAAGCAGCAUAUACGUAUGGAAAGAAUCUAGGACUUGCUUUCCAGCUGGUGGAUGAUAUGCUCGACUACACCGUCAGUGGUGCAGAGCUCGGGAAACCAGCUGGAGCAGACCUAGAGCUUGGUCUUGCUACGGCACCGUUGAUUUUCGCGUGGAAAGAUAAUUACCAGCUCGGAGCGUUGGUUGGUAGGAAAUUUGGUAAGAGCGGUGAUGUGGAAGCAGCGAGGUCCCUUGUGGCCCAAAGUAGUGGCCUCGAACAAACCAGAGCUCUUGCACAGGAGUACGUCGACAAAGCCAUUGAAGCAAUAGCACCGUUUCCGGACAGUGAAGCAAAGGCCGGUCUUGUAGAGAUGUGUGAAAAGGUCAUGAAGAGAAGGAAAUAG
Molecule: messenger RNA, 1377 nt
Organism: Pseudovirgaria hyperparasitica
Lineage: Eukaryota; Fungi; Ascomycota; Dothideomycetes; Acrospermales; Acrospermaceae
Product: decaprenyl-diphosphate synthase-like protein subunit 1
Exons: 2
Coding region: 1-1377 (458 amino acids)
Biological process (GO): isoprenoid biosynthetic process; ubiquinone biosynthetic process
Cellular component (GO): transferase complex
Molecular function (GO): prenyltransferase activity
Source: RefSeq, a predicted model, not a curated record